Gorilla gorilla gorilla (western lowland gorilla) is the source of this 4677-nucleotide messenger RNA. RefSeq names its product BMP binding endothelial regulator (gene BMPER). Gene Ontology annotation, cellular component: extracellular region. Bases 1085 to 3142 code for a protein of 685 amino acids. The transcript is spliced from 15 exons. The record is from RefSeq and is a predicted model, not a curated record. NCBI's taxonomy places the organism in Eukaryota, Metazoa, Chordata, Mammalia, Primates, Hominidae. Gene Ontology annotation, molecular function: protein binding.
ACGUUUUUAAAUCGACCUUGUGUGUGUUUCAACUUCGGUCAUCCCUAGUGUCAGGACGCGCAGACAGCUAAGCACAGAACACAUCUCUAAGGCCACUUGCCCCUCUGUCCGCUCAGCCCCCUGAGUUCGCUGUCGCGCCCCGGCCAGAGGGAAGCAAAGCAGGGCAUGAAAAGUUGCGGGGGCCCUACUGCCCCGGGUGUGUCGCUCCUUCCCAAAGGUGGGGCACCCGGGAGCGAGCAGGGUGGUGAGGCGCCCCUGCGUCCCGUUUGCUGCUCCCUCGCAGGAUUGGGGCACCCGGGCCUGAGCGCUAGUGCUGCGGCAUCCCCGGGGCUCCCCCAAGAAAGGGAGGAGGCGCCGCGCUCGCCGGACAGUGGAGACGUGCCUUCUCGGCUCUGGUCCGCGCCCCGGGGCCGUGGCCUCCCUGGAGGGGCUGGGGAACUGGAAGCUGGGCCGAGAGAGUUCCCGCUGCAGCUAUCGCGCAGUCCCUCCUGCGCCCGGGCGCCCCCAGCGGGUUCCGGGAGGCGCCCGGUGAGCCCACGUCUGUCGCGGCGGAGCGAGCACGCUCCGGGAGGGCGGAGAGCCGGCGGGGCUGGCAGGAGGUGGGGAGUGCGGGAGUGGAGGACGCUGCGGCAGCGACAGCGACAGCCCCCGAAGCAGUAGCGGCAGCCCGGGCGGCGGCUGAGCGGCAGUGCGCAGUCGGCAGCGCCGCAGCUCCUCUCAGUCUAUCUCCGGCUGCCGCAACACCUCUUCCUCCUGGCCCCCUCUCCGGCGCGGAGGGGCUGACUGCUAAGCCACUGCAAGCAACUCCCUCAGAAAAAAAAAAAAAAAAAAAAAAAAAAAAAAAAGCCGCAUCGGAGGAGCCUGGCCGCAGGACCCCUCCUCCCCGGGCGCCCCCCACCCCUCGCCUCUCCCCCCGCCCUCCCUCACACCCCCCCGCCCCCCAGCUCUCGGGCGCCCGCCUCCCUCCUUCGCGGACUGUCUCCCGACACGCCGGCUGAGAGCCCUUUUCGACUGUGAGCUGCGGCAGCUGAGCAGAGGCGGCGGCGCGGGACCUGCAGUCGCCAGGGAUUCCCUCCAGGUGACGAUGCUCUGGUUCUCCGGCGUCGGGGCUCUGGCUGAGCGUUACUGCCGCCGCUCGCCUGGGAUUACGUGCUGCGUCUUGCUGCUACUCAAUUGCUCGGGGGUCCCCAUGUCUCUGGCUUCCUCCUUCUUGACAGGUUCUGUUGCAAAAUGUGAAAAUGAAGGUGAAGUCCUCCAGAUUCCAUUUAUCACAGACAACCCUUGCAUAAUGUGUGUCUGCUUGAACAAGGAAGUGACAUGUAAGAGAGAGAAGUGCCCCGUGCUGUCCCGAGACUGUGCCCUGGCCAUCAAGCAGAGGGGAGCCUGUUGUGAACAGUGCAAAGGUUGCACCUAUGAAGGAAAUACCUAUAACAGCUCCUUCAAAUGGCAGAGCCCGGCUGAGCCUUGUGUUCUACGCCAGUGCCAGGAGGGCGUUGUCACAGAGUCUGGGGUGCGCUGUGUUGUUCAUUGUAAAAACCCUUUGGAGCAUCUGGGAAUGUGCUGCCCCACAUGUCCAGGCUGUGUGUUUGAGGGUGUGCAGUAUCAAGAAGGGGAGGAAUUUCAGCCGGAAGGAAGCAAAUGUACAAAGUGUUCCUGCACUGGAGGCAGGACACAAUGUGUGAGAGAAGUCUGUCCCAUUCUCUCCUGUCCCCAGCACCUUAGUCACAUACCCCCAGGACAGUGCUGCCCCAAAUGUUUGGGUCAGAGGAAAGUGUUUGACCUCCCUUUUGGGAGCUGCCUCUUUCGAAGUGAUGUUUAUGACAAUGGAUCCUCAUUUCUGUACGAUAACUGCACAGCUUGCACUUGCAGGGACUCUACUGUGGUUUGCAAGAGGAAGUGCUCCCACCCUGGUGGCUGUGACCAAGGCCAGGAGGGCUGUUGUGAAGAGUGCCUCCUACGAGUGCCCCCAGAAGACAUCAAAGUAUGCAAAUUUGGCAACAAGAUUUUCCGGGAUGGAGAGAUGUGGUCCUCUAUCAAUUGUACCAUCUGUGCUUGUGUGAAAGGCAGGACGGAGUGUCGCAGUAAGCAGUGCAUUCCCAUCAGUAGCUGCCCACAGGGCAAAAUUCUCAACAGAAAAGGAUGCUGUCCUAUUUGCACUGAAAAGCCCGGCGUUUGCACGGUGUUUGGAGAUCCCCACUACAACACUUUUGACGGUCGGACAUUUAACUUUCAGGGGACGUGUCAGUACGUUUUGACAAAAGACUGCUCCUCCCCUGCCUCGCCCUUCCAGGUGCUGGUGAAGAACGACGCCCGCCGGACACGCUCCUUCUCGUGGACCAAGUCGGUGGAGCUGGUGCUGGGCGAGAGCAGGGUCAGCCUGCAGCAGCACCUCACCGUGCGCUGGAACGGCUCGCGCAUCGCGCUCCCCUGCCGCGCGCCGCACUUCCACAUCGACCUGGAUGGCUACCUCUUGAAAGUGACCACCAAAGCAGGUUUGGAAAUAUCUUGGGAUGGAGACAGUUUUGUAGAAGUCAUGGCUGCGCCGCAUCUCAAGGGCAAGCUCUGUGGUCUUUGUGGCAACUACAAUGGACAUAAACGUGAUGACUUAAUUGGUGGAGAUGGAAACUUCAAGUUUGAUGUGGAUGACUUUGCUGAGUCUUGGAGGGUGGAGUCCAAUGAGUUCUGCAACAGACCUCAGAGAAAGCCAGUGCCUGAACUGUGUCAAGGGACAGUCAAGGUAAAGCUCCGGGCCCAUCGAGAAUGCCAAAAGCUCAAAUCCUGGGAGUUUCAGACCUGCCACUCGACUGUGGACUACGCCACUUUCUACCGGUCCUGUGUGACAGACAUGUGUGAAUGUCCAGUCCAUAAAAACUGUUACUGCGAGUCAUUUUUGGCAUAUACCCGGGCCUGCCAGAGAGAGGGCAUCAAAGUUCACUGGGAGCCUCAGCAGAAUUGUGCAGCCACCCAGUGUAAGCAUGGUGCUGUGUACGAUACCUGUGGUCCGGGGUGUAUCAAGACCUGUGACAACUGGAAUGAAAUUGGUCCAUGCAACAAGCCGUGCGUUGCUGGGUGCCACUGUCCAGCAAACUUGGUCCUUCACAAGGGAAGGUGCAUCAAGCCAGUCCUUUGUCCCCAGCGGUGACCUUUGUUUCAAUCCUUAAGACUCUGAAAUCUGGUGACUUUGACACUGAAGCGGAAGAGCCAAUGAAGGACUGCAGUAUUUGUGUGCCCGAUUCUGUAAACACACACACACAGAGUAUAUAUGUGUAUAUAUAUAGAUAUAUUCAAAAACAUUUCAUCAUUUAUAUAAACUAUAGGGGGAUUAUUAUAUGUAUAUUUUUUGCUAUAAGACAUGUAUUGUUUCUAGGAUCCUAACCUGUAAGCCAUUGAACAUGUUGUAUAAAUACACCAGGUGUUUUUAAUUUAAUAAGGUGGCAUGCAGAUACAUUGGAUAGUGUUAACAUCACAUACAUUUGUUAUUUUUAAGGAAGUUUUCUAAGAGCCCUCAAUUGCCUGCCUGUAUUAAUUUUAGUUUUGAGUCAGGAUUUGUAAUGGAGUGGGAAAUGUGUUUCUCUGGAGAAGGGCACAUUUAUCUAGGGGCAUUUCAGGUUUCCAAAGAAAGGAAUGUAUGCCUGGGAAAGACAGCAGGAGAUUGGUGACCGGCCCUAAUGGUGCAUGAAAAGCGAGUGAUAGGCUGUUAGAAUGUAUUAGGUCAUGGGCUAACAUUAUUUCCAAAAUUGAUUGGCUGGUUGCCAAGAAAUAUAUAUUUGUCACUAGGGCAUAACCGAAGAAUCAAGUGAUUUCUUGCCAUCCUUGGGUAGUCCUCAAGUCUUCUAAUCGUCUAUGUGUGUAUGAUGGAUGUGACCAUUUAUAUGUCAUGUGUUGAGAUUAAAGGGUGUCUGGAUGACAUGUUAAUUUUAUUGAGCAUGAGAAAGUAUUUGAAGAAACUGUUGCACAACAUAUGAUGAAAUUUUGAUUUCUCUGCAUCUCAGAGUAAUUUAAGAUGGGCAAAUCCAAUGAGUUGAUGUAACCCAUCUACAUUUUGUGGCUAUUUCAUGUAUAAAAUGAAAGGCUUUAGUUAUUUCUAGAGGAGUCCCAUCCAACACUAUUUGGCGACUGUUAAUAUGUUAUAAUUAUUAGACAGUGGAAAAGCCUUUAUUGACUAAUUGAUUUAACCUCAGUCCAAAGAACAGUCUCUAUACUUGCUCUCAUUUACUGAUAGGCUGCUACUAGUUACCAUUUGAUUGUCUUGACUUUCGUCUUCAGUUGAAUUGGUGAAAACAUCAACAAAAACAAAACCCACUGUGUCUUAAAAUAAAAUGUUCUGCAUCAUAGUCAAUAAAGGGCUUAAGAUGUAAAACAAUGCAUUUUCUCUCUCAAAUGUCCUGUGUUAUACUUUAUAAUUAGUUGUAUCAACUUCAGAUUCAUUAAAUUUUAACAGCUGUAUUUAGUUAUAAUUUUUGUAUCUUACAACAGUAUAUAUAAAGACUAUUAUUAAUAGACAAAAGCAAACCCACAUUUUUGACAAGCCAGCAUGUUGCCAAUGCUCGUCAAAGACAUUUAUGUUUCUUUUACAUUCAUGACAGCUAAAGUAUUAACUUGGAAUUUUUUUUUUUUUUGACUGGAAAAUCCCUAGUUGUUUGAAUUAACUGAAUAAAGUGCAGGGCGUAAUAGUGA